Messenger RNA from Leptinotarsa decemlineata (Colorado potato beetle), 1829 nucleotides. RefSeq names its product N-acetylglucosamine kinase (gene Nagk). Lineage: Eukaryota; Metazoa; Arthropoda; Insecta; Coleoptera; Chrysomelidae. The record is from RefSeq and is a predicted model, not a curated record. Gene Ontology annotation, molecular function: N-acetylglucosamine kinase activity.
CCUGCUGUAGUUUACAAACAUUGGAAGUGUGACAGUCAGUGACAGCGUUUUGGUUAGUUUCACGUGGCCAAAAUCGUGGCACUACGCGGACUCGCAGACAGAUUUUCUCAUGGUAUGUGAAGAAUUAUCGCCAGCUAUGUCGACAUGUCUAAUUGGAGGAAUCGAGGGGGGUGCUACCCAUUCGCACGCAGUAAUCAUGAACUCAGAUGGAGAAAUUGUGGGGGACGCCCAUGGACCUGGGACAAAUCAUCACCUAAUUGGCAUGCCCGAAUGUUCUAACAGGAUAGCGUCACUAGUGAUCGAAUCAAAGAAAAAAGCUGGGUUACCUGUAUCCAUUCCGCUAAGAGCUCUGGGUUUGAGUUUGAGUGGUUGCGAAUUAGAACCGUCAAACAACAAAUUUUUGAAGAUUAUACUGGAAACCCAUCCACAUUUAGCAGAGAAACUCGUGGUGGGGAGCGACACAGACGGAUCUGUAGCUGCGAUAUCAAAUAAUGGAGGUCUAACUUGUAUAGCAGGAACAGGCUCGAAUACUUUGUUGGUCAAUCCAGAUGGUACCAGGGCCCAAUGCGGAGGGUGGGGGAAUUUACUGGCGGAUGAAGGCAGCGCUUGGCAUAUGUCUUACAGAGCCGUAAAAUAUUGUUUUGACGAUAUCGACAACUUCGAAAAAGCCCCCUACCCCAUCGAUAGGGUGUGGGAACUGGUGAAAUCCCACUUCAAAAUCGAAAAGCAAGCAGAUAUCCUCGACUCUUUCUACAACAAAUUCGACAAGUCAUUUAUAGCGUCCAUGACAAAAAGCCUAUCUGAACUAGCUAGAGAUGGGGAUAAACUGUCGCAGGAAAUAUUCAGAGAAGCAGGUACCCACCUUGCCAAAAGUAUAUCCGCGGUGGUUCCAAAAGCCUCCCCAGAACUCACGCAGCAAGAGGGUGGAAUCCACGUUAUUUGCGUGGGAUCGGUAUGGCUCAGCUGGGACCUGCUCAAGCUCGGAUUCAUAGAUUGUUUGAGAAAGAAUAGGUCCGUUACGAAAAUGACGCUGGUGAGACUGAAAACCGAAAUGGGGGUUGGGGCAGCGUUCAUGGCUGCAGAUAAGUUGAACUUACCUUUGGCGAGGGAUUAUUCCAAAAAUUAUAAAGCUUUUUUCAUUUAUGUCAAUGCUAGCUGUAAUGGGAGUUAGUGAAUGUUGGCUGUCAUCAUCAUUUUAUUGAGAUUGAGUUGGAUAUGUAUUAUUAUUAGGUUAUAUUUUCUAGAAGAGCUACUGAAUUAUCUAAACUGAUGGUCAAAGAAACUGGCACAAUGUAGUACUCUGAUUGGAUUUGGUUUCUUCAUAUUCUCAUUCCAUAGAAUGAUUCAUUGAGAUUAUCAUAGAAUGAGAAGUUUCAAGGAAUUGGCCGGACCUAUCUGCUUGCUCCAUUUCUUCCAUUUAAUAAGUGAUAGGAUUCGUAUCAGGGCUUUUGAUUUCUGAUAGGGCUGUGACUCAAAAACCAAGCAGUAACAGCUCGAUGGUGAAAUUCAUCUCACUCAAGGGGUUUAUAAAAUAUCAUGAUUAUGCCACAUCACCGAUGAAAUGAGGCACCUGAAGCCCUCCAAAUUAUUUAAUACCAACGAGUUAUUUGAAUGAAUAUCUGAAAAAAACUAUUAUGUCCAUGGAAACCUUGCGUUAAAAUAUUCAAUAAAAAGCGAAGUUUCAGUGGCGCCAGUUUUUUGACCCUCAGUUAUGUAUCACUGAUUUUUUAUGAGUAACUGUUGAUGUGUGUUUUAGAUGUAUAAUGUCAUUCCUCACUAUUGAGGUCAUAUAUUUUUUGAGAGAAUAAAUUAUAUAUUAUACAAGUUAA